AUGUCCAAUACCGAACCCAAGCGCAGACUCAGCUUCUUUUCCUUCCACAAGAAGCCGGAAGAACCACAAACACACAUCAACCACGGCUUGGCGUCGCCCAGCCUGAUGGCCUCCGCUGAGCCAGACGAGGAAUUCGAUAGCGAAUUUAUGUUUGCCGAAUCGUCUCCUUCGUCCAUGAUUUUUGAGCGUUCCGUGCAAGACCACUCGUUGCCAAUGCAGUUGAACAUGUCAGCCCUGCAGUGCACAAAGUGCCAGCAAGAGCGCCGCGGUUCCGAGGAGCCAGCGGACCCUUCCAGAUCCCCCACCCAUCAGGCUUGUGGCCACAGAUCGUGCUCCUUCGUCAACCACACGUUGUCCUCCACCCAGGACUACAUCCCACCGGUCCUUGAUGCGACCGCCUCCAUUUUGGGCUCUGGAACUUCUGACUUAGAUAACGUGGAAAUGAUCUACGCCCCAAGAAGAUCCUCCGUCAUGUCCCUCAACCACGCUUUGGGCCGCACCAACUCCGUCUCACGCAUCGCGACUAACACGGAAACUGAUGACGCUAGCUCACAGAUUAACCAGUCCAAGUCGACCCUUUCAUUCAUGUCCUACAACGACAUGUUGGAGAAUGAUGCCCUGGCCCGCAGACCAUCGCUUUCCUUCUCCACCUCCGCCUCCAACCUCCAUGCCGUCUCGCCACCGUUUGUGGGCAUUCGCGCGGCCUCCCGCACAAAUUCCUUCUCUAACCGCUCCGCCAGUGGCAACUCCAACUUCCUCCGCAAGCAGUCCGUCACCGCCUCCGGCUUGCAGGCGUCCUUGUUGUCGCAGCAGUUGAGACUGAAUAACAAGAAAAAGUUCAUGUUGUCACCGGAAACGUCCGACUCCGAGAACGGCAUUGUGCCUGAUGACGACGAACCCGUCAGUUUCUCUCCGCGGAGACCUGCCAGAUUGGAGAGAAGUGCCUCCAACAUAUCGGGUGCGCACUCGAUUGCCUCUUUUACCGGCGAGGAAGAAGGCGAGAGGUGCUCUGUGGGUGAAUUGCUCAGACGCAACACCAACGAGGUGUACGCCUGA
This is a messenger RNA of Babjeviella inositovora NRRL Y-12698, 1056 nucleotides long. RefSeq lists its product as uncharacterized. The coding region runs from base 1 to 1056 and encodes 351 amino acids. The record is from RefSeq and is a predicted model, not a curated record. NCBI's taxonomy places the organism in Eukaryota, Fungi, Ascomycota, Pichiomycetes, Serinales. The transcript has a single exon.